AAGAAUGGGGUUCUUCCACUUCAUUCCCAAAUCCCACGCAAGGUAGAAGAAGACGACAAUGGCGUUUUCCCACAGAGAAUUAGACAUGCAUAACCGAAAUUCGGCUUUCACUGUUACAAAUUCUACAGGGAGAUUAAAGCAGCGGAGAAAUCGAUAGCUAUCCAUUUCGGUUUCGCCAUACCAACCCAAUUUAAAGCUCCAAACGCCUUCUGUUUAUGGGGAACGCCCAUGGCCACCGCAAACAUUGUAACCAUGGCGUAAUUACCUCUCCACCCACUAACGCUCACUCUCCUUUCCAUAAAUAUCCCCAAUCCGCCCGCGAUUCUCAAACUUCGAGCUCCACGCCCAAUAUGGAGUCCUUGCCCUACGCCCACGUUGAAAAAUCUCUCUACAUUGUACGUAACACUUCUAUUGGUUCUGCCUUUCAGUUCAUUGGGGAGUCCUUGAAUCUGUAUUUUGUGUUUAUUGUAGAUGAUGGUCCAGGAUCGCUCAGGUUCGGGUGUCGUAAGAAAGAGCCCCUUUGGAUUAUCUUUGAAGUUUCGGGCACAAUUCACUUGUCUACAUAUCUGAGUGUGUCAUCUUAUAAGACCAUAGAUGGCCGGGGCCAAAGGAUAAAACUUACGGGGAAGGGGUUGAGGUUGAAGGAGUGUGAGCAUGUGAUUGUUUGCAAUUUGGAGUUUGAAGGUGGUAGAGGUCAUGAUGUGGACGGAAUUCAAAUUAAACCUAAUUCAAAGCACAUAUGGAUAGACCGUUGCAGCCUCCGAGACUAUGAUGAUGGGUUGAUCGAUAUCACCCGGGGAAGCACAGAUAUCACUAUUUCUAGGUGUUACUUCGCACAGCAUGACAAGACAAUGCUCAUAGGCGCAGAUCCCUCUCAUGUUGGCGACCGAUGUAUCCGUGUCACCAUUCACCACUGUUUUUUUGACGGUACACGACAACGGCAUCCACGAGUUAGAUUUGCUCAAGUACAUCUAUACAAUAACUACACCAGAAACUGGGGAAUCUAUGCUGUCUGUGCUAGUGUAGAAUCACAGAUAUUCUCUCAGUUCAACAUAUACGAAGCAGGACAGAAAAAGUUGGCGUUUAAAUAUCUAACUGAAAAGGCAGCAGACAAGGAAGAGCCCUCAAGUGGAUGCAUAUGGUCUGAUGGAGACUUGUUUGUAAGUGGCACUCAAAGUGGGCUGUUGGCUGCAACUGCUGCCCACAGCUUGUUCCAUCCCUCACAACAUUACACUGCUUGGACUGUGGAACCUCCCUCAGAUUCUCUGAAACAGAUUCUCCAACACUGUACUGGAUGCCAAAACAUCCCAAGGCCGGCAGAUCAGCCACUGGUACCUUAGAACAUUGUCGAAUUCGUUUAAAUAUAGUGGUUUUGGUCCCCGAACUUUUAUCGAUUUUUUGCAUUUUUGGUCCCGGAGCUACAGUUUGAUUUUGGUUGGUCCUUUGAAGUUUGAAGAUCUCAAUUUUAGUCCCGAACUUUUGUUGAAAAAUAUUUGGUUUCUUAUCGGUAAGGAUAAAAUCUUGUCCUCACCACCAUUAAAAAAUUGACAACUCGUUAUUUAAAAAAAAAAAAAAAUUUGCUUUUGUUUUUCUUGGCGGUGAGGACAAGAUUGCUUCUUACCGUUAAGGAGCAAGUAUUUUUUACUUUUGUUUUUAUUUCAAAACCUGCAUUUUUAGUCCGUGUAAAAGUGUCAUGUUUGAUUAUUUUUAUUGAAGAUGUGAGGUAAAGAGUAACUGUUAUGAGUGUUAUAGCUUUUGUGUUAGGGACUAAAUGUGGAAAUCUAGUAAAAGUUGAGGGGUGAAUUGAGAUUUUAAUUGUACAAGGGCUAAAAUAAAAAGUGGAUAAUAGUUCAAUGACCAAAAUUUAAAGUCUAAAAGUUCGGGGAUCAAAAUGAAAAAUAGAUGAAAGUUUGCGGAUCAAAACCACCUGAUAGUAUGUAUAAAGUAUGUAUAGUAAUAAUAAGGGUGUUUUAACAGCCAAUGUUGUAUUGUAAGUUUACAAACUUGUCAUAUGUCAAUGUGUCAUUUUUUUAUUUUUGAGUUUACAUCAGUCGAAGAUAUAUGUUGUAAUUUUCUAUAACCAAUUGAUCUAUGUUUAGGUUA
Molecule: messenger RNA, 2103 nt
Organism: Momordica charantia (bitter melon)
Lineage: Eukaryota; Viridiplantae; Streptophyta; Magnoliopsida; Cucurbitales; Cucurbitaceae
Source: RefSeq, a predicted model, not a curated record